ACGAUACGUAACGGGUCAAAACCGACAAGGAAUUGACACAUAUUUAAAGCUUAAAACACUAAGAAACCCACACUUAAAAGCUAAUAUUACCAAUACAUUUGAACUUGGAAGUAACCCCAAAAGCGAAACUAAAUUAGGGCCACAAGGCAAUCAAAUUAAGGCUUGUAAGCAACAACAAUCCACCAUAUUUCAUCAUCUUCAAAUCCUCUGACCCUUUACUUUCUUCUGUUCAUCCGCCGUCUCGUCUUCGGAGAUCCUCACCGGAGAAGCCGCCGCCCGCCGUCCGUCAUGUCGUCCAACUCUGGUCAUUUCUGGAGCUUCACAAUCCUCAGAUUCCGAACCUUGCUUCUUCAACUUUCUCAUAAGAUAGACACCUCCGCCCCCGCCGGUGGGUUCCGUCGUCGUCCGGUAUCUGAGCCGCCGCAGAGUUCCUCCAUUGCCGUGGUUCCGUACAGCUUCCGUUCCUUUGGUCUGUCGUCCCUCCUCAGAUCUUAUUGUCCCAGGGCAAAAUGGAUAUUUGGGUCCCUAUUGUCUCUCUUGGUACCUAGUUGGAAUAAAUGGCAAGCUCUUGAAGAUGAAGCGGAAAAGGUGAUCGAAGAGGCGGAGAAUGCAGCAGAAGUAGUAGAAAAGGUAGCGGAAUUAACAGAGAAGGUAUCAGCAGAAAUUGGGGAGACACUUCCUGAGAAGAGUAAGGUGAAAGAAGCAGCUGAAGUGGUAGAGAAGUAUUCCAAGGAAAUUGCCCAUCAUGCCCUCCUAGCACAACACAUCCUCCACAAGGUGGAAGAAUGGAAGCAAAAGCUAGACAAAUCAGAGGCAGAAGAAUAGUAAAUUAAUUAAAUUAAUAAAUGUUUUUAUUUAGUUUCUAUUUAAUAUAAUUUAUUAUAAUUUCUAUGUAAAAAAUAAAUAGAAUCCUCAAUAAAUUAAAAAAAAAUACUUUAUUUCCACACUAGACUGAAAUUCUAAAACUCAGAACUGAAUAAUCAUAAUCACAACAAAAAUCGAAUAAUAUAAAUUUAAUAAA
Cucurbita pepo subsp. pepo (vegetable marrow) is the source of this 1021-nucleotide messenger RNA. RefSeq lists its product as uncharacterized. Lineage: Eukaryota; Viridiplantae; Streptophyta; Magnoliopsida; Cucurbitales; Cucurbitaceae. The record is from RefSeq and is a predicted model, not a curated record.